CUCCACCAUUUCGCUGCGUCUAAAGUCUCCUCCCCGCAAAUGCUAGAUUCGGCGAGCCGAACCCGCUCUCUUUCGGUCCGUAUUUUAACUUCUUCCCACGGACCUAGUCGUACCUCGUUGGGUACCGAGAGACAGUUUGGAAUACUAUCAUCACGGAUUGAGUAAGAUUUUAUCCGGAUGACGACUCCUUCAAUAAGAAUUUAGUAAAAGAAAACAGCUCGGAAAUUUCAGAGUAUGUGGACCGGACCUUAAUCAGCAUCCUGGAAGAGGAAAGCACGGAGGAUCUGUGUCCCACACCACAGACAGGUGCAGUGUGUAGCCAGAGCUGCACAGAGGGAGGAAGCUCUGGGGAGGAGGUGGUGCAACAGUGCACCCCUCCGACUGUGCUGGGUGUCGACCCCCAGGCUGAGCAUUAUGUGGCUGGGUCAUCCCAGCAUGCCCUGCAUCCAGUCCCUGCUGCGCCCCUGCCACCACUGGAUAACACGGCCACGUCACAGCCAGAAAGACGCAUACACGUCAGUGAAAAGAACUCACCCACAGAGAGUCACCCCAACGGCAAAACUAAGGACAGCCGUGAAGAAGGGGCUAUGUCGGAUAGUGGUGCUGAGGUUGUCCAAGGAGGAUUGGGCCCAUCGCACCCCAAGGAUCCUAGUGUCUCUACAGAGUCUCACUCAGACAGAUUCUCUGACAUACAGACGGAAGGAACAGAGCAAGAUUUGCAUUACGGGUCACAAACUGGUAACCGCAGCCACACAGACAGACAGACGGGCGCUGCUGGACCAGGUCAGGACCAGGCUCUGCAGCAGGGAGGUGCAGGUGGAAUGGUGGUCAUCAGUGGGACAGAACAUCAACAGCCUCUCCCGGAGACAGAGAAAUUGGAAUAUAAACAAGAGACUGGAAUGGAGGAACUUAGCAGGGAACACCCAGCUAGAAACCUUUCCUCUGAAUCCUUCUCAACGGCCUCCCCUCUUCCCCUCAGCCCAAAUAAAGAUAAAGUCCCAGACCACAAAGAAGACAGAGGGAUGGAGCAGCCUCAAACAACUCUGCCUACUCAGGCGACUCAGGCCAGCCACAGACCUCUGUCUGAGCAGUCCAUCACUGACAACUGUGAGAGGAAACAAACCGACAUCUCCACAGAACCUAAAAUCACCAUGCAGAACUCAAAUGACGACAAAGGAGAGAUGCCGGGAGCUAAUGCUGUGGAGCAGGGACCACAAGAACCUGAAAUACCUACAGAACCAUCUGAGAGUGGACAUGUCCCACUUGGGAGUACACACACACAAAUGCCACUCCCAGCCCCACCAACUGACGUAUCCGGGACCCCACAGCCAGGAGCUAAAUACUCUGGACUUGUACCCUACACGCCUCCUGGCAGUGGAAAUUCCACCCCAAGCUACUCAACUGACCGGCAGAGUGAGAGCGAUAAUGAAAAAAGUCCACCUCAACCGAAGGAACAGAUUGAGGCUAACGGGGCAGAGGAGGAGACUGAAAUGGCUGAGCCCUCAGCCAACCUUACAAUCCAGUCACAAAGCUCUUUUCUACACGAGACGUCAAGAACAGCAGCAACCCCUCAUGUCCACCACCACCUCAGUUUAGAACUAGACUCAAUACAGACAGAACAAUCUGUUGAAGUUCAGAUGUCUAAUCCUGAGCACGUAACAAGGAUGGAGACUCCACUGGUGUCUGCGCAUGUCCUCUCAACUGACACUGAAGGAGCUGUGAUGCUUGGAGGAGAGACCAGCUUGGAGUUGUCUGAGGUGGUGCAGGUUAAUCAGUGUAUCCUCCCGGAAGAACAUGAUGUUAAUGAAUUAAACUCUGAACUUUCUUCUGGAGAAACAAAGUUGUUUAUUGAAGGGACCCAUUCGGAUAUCGAAAUGUCCCAACUGGCUGCUGGAGAAUUUGAGAUUUAUAGCUUUGCAGAGGAGGAGAUUGCAACAGAAGUUGUUGGAGAGAGACUGUCUCUCUCCCCAAGCUAUGAAGUAAACUUAUUCAACCCACUCAUUGAACACUCUGAGAAUUGUACAGCCAGUGAGGGACAAGACAUACACCUGCCAUCUCCCCCUCAAACGGGUAAUGACAAUGAUCAAGCCAUUAUCCAGCAAGGCCCCCUUUCAUCAGAUCACGGUCUCUCAGAAAUGGAGGUCUGUUCAAAUGACUUUAUUCCUAGUCUGUCCACACAAGAUGUAGAGAUGACUGAUGAAAGAUAUAAUUUAGAACCCGAAAACACAACUACUGAAGUGGACGCUGCUGUGGUGGAAGAUUCAAGUGAGGUUGAUUUAGUCAUAACUGUCCCAGGAUCAGAUACAACAGUUGGACAGGCGGACACUUGUACACAAGCUACAGCACCUUGUAUGGAGACCAGCACAGCUGUCUCAGACCAUAGAGGGGUGAGCGUUUCCCCAACCACCCAUCUGAGUGACACCCAAAAGCUGCCAGGUGAAACUGAAGUAGGGUCGACGACCAGUAAGUCUUCUCUUGUCUCCCCAAUGGAAGAAUUAACAGAGGUUGUUGUACAGUCAACCAGUCAACACAGUAUUGAGGUCCUCUCCUCGCCAAUUACCGUACACUUGUCAGAGAGUAAAGGGCAGAAUUGUCCUCUUAAAGUGGUACCAGGAGUUACCUUACAAAGUACUACAGAACCUGAGUCCUGUGUUUCUUCUCAUGAAGGUCCUGAAAAUCCACAGCCCUGUCCAACUCUGACAGAAACCCCAGUGCAUACCCAGCAGGAUGUUGAUGGUGCUGUUAAUGUGACAUCAACAACCGAGGUCAAACCGGAGGCUUCCCGGUCUGCGCUCUCCUCUGGCGUCAUCGACCCAAAGCUCCUCCUAUUAAAGCGUGGGGACACCCCUCUCCUCAAACAUCCACCCUCCUUAUUGUUGGGGUUGUGCGUACAGCAAAGCAACAGCUUGACACAUCCUAGUGCUAGAAGCCCCAGCUCUGGCUCAGACACUGCGCCUGUGGUAGAGUGCCCUCCCAAAGCUGUGGCAGCCGCAGUCUCUGUGCAGGAGCCUGUGGCUCUCUGCAUUCAUAGAGGCCAGACAGAGCCCUCCGUCAAGAGAGAACCCACAGCAGCACUUCCCUCUACAAACACCCCAUCCCAGCCCCGUCUGCUCCCUCCCUCUGGUCCCACGUCAUGCAAAUCUGACAGAGGGGCAUUAACUUCGAUCAAAACUUCCAUGGGGAAAGCAGUGACAGUUUCCCAAACCCUAAACCCUCUCACCAUUGGCAACACACCUUCCAAGCACCUCUCUGACCCCAAGUUGCCCUCAACAUCAGGCAAUGUGAUGAGGAGUAGUCUCUCCAGUUCCUCCUGUGAUGGGAGCCAGUCUGGACCGCUCCCCGUUAUCCGGCCACGGCUAGCUGGUGUGAAGGGCCCAGGGAUCAGCAGCGCCAAGGAGGAGAGCAGUGAUGGGGAGGCUGACCUGGCAGUGGAGGCCAAGCCUGGCCGCAGGAGCAUGGUCACCCACAGCCCGGCAGAGAGCAAGCAUGAGCAGAGACAGAGCAGGCCAGACAGAAAGGCCCUUUUCUCAAAGGUACGCCAGUGGAUAGCAGACAGGGUCACUCCAAGUUCGUCUCCCUUCUCGCCCUGUUCUUCACCCCCCUCUCCUAGCCCAUCUUCCUCCAGUGACUGGACUCCCAGCACUACUCCCCUCGCUCUCCGAGGUCCCCGGGGAAGGUUCCUCUCCCCACCCUCUAUGGGCCUGGGAGGUUCCUCCCCAUCGGACCCGGUCACUCCCUAUCGACCCCGCAUGGAGCGUCACGCCGACAUGGCCGAACUGGCCAAACACGAAGCUGAGAUAGAGGGCAGGACCCUAGCGUUGAAGAGAGAAGGCUUCUGGUCUAUAAAGCGACUGACCCGUCUGACAGAGCCGCUCCGGCCCAAGGUACACUGGGACUACCUGUGUGAGGAGAUGCAGUGGCUCUCUGCUGACUUUGCCCAGGAGAGAAGGUGGAAGAGAGGGGUCGCCAGGAAGGUGGUGCGGAUGGUGAUGCGACACCACGAGGAGCUAAGGCAGAAGGAGGAGAAGGCCAAGCGGGACGAGCACGCCAAAAUCAGACGAGUCGCCUCCAACGUAGCAAAGGAGGUCCGGGCCUUCUGGGGCAGUGUUGAGAAGGUGGUGCAGUACAAGCAGCAGUCCCGGUUAGAGGAGAAGAGGAAGAAGGCCCUGGACCUCCAGCUGGACUUCAUCGUGGGCCAGACAGAGAAAUACUCAGACCUCCUCAGUCAGGCCCUGGAAACUGCACCGGCUGGGAACAGUGAACCUGCACCCUCGCCACCCAAAAAAUCCCUUCCGCCUGCUAUGGAUGAGGAUGACCGAGACUUUGAGCCUCCAUGUGGCGAGGAGGAAGAUGACGAGGAGACCAUCGACGUGGAGGAGGCACAGGACGGCAAUGAUGCCGAGACUCAGAGGAGGGAGAUGGAGCUGCUGAGACAGGAGGGGACCAUGUCCUUGGCAGAGUUGCUCAGCACCCUCAAACGGCCUCAUUCACAGGCCUCGGAAGAGGAGUGCUCAGACAAUUCGUCAACAACAGUGGGGGAAGACGAAGAGUUCACAGCCAACGAAGAGGAUGCUGAAGACGAGGAGGACACCAUCGCAGCCCAGGAGGUAGUGGAGGGGGAAGCUGAUCACGCAGGAGAGCUUGAUGACCUGGCUAAAGAAGGUGACAUGACUGUGGAGGAGCUGCUGGAGAAGUACAAAGGAGCGUAUGCCUCUGAUUUCGAGGAGCCCUCGGCGUCCGCCUCUCCUGCCAGCACAGAGGAAUCGGAAAAUUCCGGAGACGAGGAAGAGGAGAGCGAGGAAGAAGAAAGUGAUGUGGAGAGCAACACCACCUCUUCAGAUGACGAGGACAGUGAAGAGGACGAGGUCAGUGACAUUGAGGAAGAGGACAGUGAGGAAGAUGAGUGCGGUGAGGGGAUGGAGAUCCUGCUGAAGGAGGGGGACCACAGCCCCCCUCUGCCAAGCGGCCCGCGGCCCAAGAAGGAGAUCAGCCACAUUGCUGCUACUGCAGAGAGCCUCCAGCCCAAAGGCUAUACCCUGGCCACAACCAAGGUCAAAACUCCCAUUCCCUUUCUGCUGGUGGGCCAGCUGCGUGAGUACCAGCACAUCGGCCUGGACUGGCUGGUCACCAUGUACGAGAAGAAGCUCAACGGCAUCCUGGCUGACGAGAUGGGCCUUGGGAAGACCAUCCAGACCAUUGCCCUGCUGGCUCACCUCGCCUGUGAAAAGAGUAACUGGGGGCCCCAUCUGAUCAUCGUGCCAACCAGUGUGAUGCUGAAUUGGGAGAUGGAGCUGAAGCGCUGGUGUCCCGGAUUCAAAAUCCUCACUUACUACGGCAGUCAGAAGGAGAGGAAACUCAAGAGACAGGGUUGGACCAAGCCCAACGCUUUCCACGUGUGCAUCACCUCCUACAAGCUGGUGCUGCAGGACCACCAGGCCUUCCGACGCAAGUCCUGGCGCUACCUCAUCCUGGAUGAGGCCCAGAACAUCAAGAACUUCAAGUCCCAGCGCUGGCAGAGCCUGCUCAACUUCAACAGUCAGAGGCGCCUGCUGCUGACAGGCACCCCGCUGCAGAACAGCCUGAUGGAGCUGUGGUCACUGAUGCACUUCCUCAUGCCCCACGUCUUCCAGUCCCACCGAGAGUUCAAGGAGUGGUUCUCCAACCCCCUCACCGGUAUGAUCGAGGGUAGCCAGGAAUACAACGAGGGCCUGGUCAAGAGGUUACAUAAGGUGCUCAGACCGUUUCUGUUGAGGAGAAUCAAAGUGGAUGUGGAGAAGCAGAUGCCUAAGAAAUAUGAGCAUGUGGUGCGCUGCCGUUUGUCCAAGAGGCAGCGCUUCCUCUACGAUGACUUCAUGGCACAGGCCUCGACCCGGGAAACGCUGGCUAGUGGUCACUUCAUGUCUGUGAUCAACAUCUUGAUGCAGCUCCGUAAAGUGUGUAACCACCCCAACCUGUUUGACCCUCGGCCCAUUCACUCCCCCUUCAUCACCAAGCCUAUCGUCUUCCACACUGCCUCCCUGGUACAGCGAGCCCUGGACGUCUCCCCAUUCAAGCGCUGCGACCUGUCCAUGUUUGACCUGGUGGGUCUGGAGGCCAACGUGUCCAGGUACCAGGCCGACGUGUUUCUGCCUUCCAGGAAGGUCACCCGUCAGCUGAUCCAGGAGGUCAUGGAGUCUCCCGACCCCCCUCCCCGUCCCAAACCCGUUCGCAUGAAGGUCAACAGGAUGUUCCAGCCCUUACCUAAGGCUGAUGGUCGCACGGUGCUGGUGGUGAACAAACCCCGACCCACCUGCCCUGUCACCCCUGCUGCUCAGGCCUCAAGGACCCCUCUCAUCCAGGAUGUGACGCCAACCCCUACACCGCCAGUCCAACAAACAGUGUGUUCAGUGGCACCCACAGCCCCUCCUCGCCCGCCCUUGCACCCCAGUGGCCCCUCUGUCAUGAGGUCCAGCUCCCCAAUGCCAGUCCUGGCCGUACGCCCACCCACCACUUCCUGCAACCCCGCCACCCAUCUCACCCCUCCUCCCAGCAACGUUUUGACCCAACGAGUUUUGCUCAGCCCAGACAUGCAGGCCCGGCUUCCCUCUGGGGAGGUAGUGAGUAUCGCCCAACUGGCCUCAUUGGCCGGGCGUCCUGUGUCAUCGUGCCAGGGCAGUAAGCCUGUCACCUUCCAGCUGCAGGGGAACAAGCUCACCCUGUCUGGGACCCAGCUCCACCAGGUUCCCAUGGCACCUCCACGCCCAGUACAAGGUAACGUCAUGCAUCUGGUGACCAGCGGAGGGCAGCACCACCUCAUCAGCCAGCCAGCCCAAGUAGCAGUUUUCAGUUCAGCCAAUACCCACGCUGUCCCCACCUCUCCUGUACCCUCGGGAAUCCAGCUGCCUUGCAAUUCUUCUCAAGUGCCCUCCUCCGUGGUGACCAGCUCUGGGAUUGUGAAGAUCGUGGUACGCCAGUCAAGCAAGGAAGGAGGGGUGUACCCACCCUGGCAGUGCCCCCUUCUCCUCGUAGCCCCCCAGGCGUCAACCUCCAUGCACCAUCAUGCCAAUACUGCCAUGAGAACUCCUGCCCCCCAGCAAACGGCCCAUCGCCACCCCGGGCCCACCACUGCUCAAUACACCCUGGCCCCCCCUAGAACCCCUACCUCAGUCACAAUUAGGACCUGUACCCCAGCCCCCCCUCGAACCCCUGCCCCCCCCCGUAAUCCGACCUCAGCCCACAGUCAGUCCCAGCCCCCUCGCCCAGUGCUUAAGGUAGUAACGGGACCAGCAGAAACCAGCACAGAACAGAAAGCGCGUGUGAAUUCUACGUUGACGUGUGAGGAGAGCAGCGACACCAAAUCAGCCGUUCCUAAAUCAGGGUCCCAUGUUGGUGGAUUUGUCCCCCCUCGACCUCGGGCACAACCUCGCCCACCUCCUCGCUCCCCCUUCUACAUGUCAUGGCUGGCAGACAGCCGCAAGAGGCAGCGAGACAGCCGCCUGGCCCAGAUCAUCCGGAUCAAUGACCUCCACUGCAGCGCCAAGCCCGUGUUUGGCCAUGAGGUGCUGGACUUCCUCACCUUCCUCCCGGGCUCCUGCCCUGCUCCGGCCCCCAGGGCCCUGGGUCAGUGGGGUCGCUCGGGCCACGCCGCCUGCCUGUUCGCCCAGUCCCACAGCACUACGGACUACUGGGACCAGAGCUGCGCCCUGAGAGAGGGCAUCCACACCACCGAGGACAGGCUGCAGCUGCUCAAAGAUGUGAUCGAACGGUUUACGUUUGUGAUCCCGCCGGUGGAGGCUCCAGCCAUCACCAUGCACAGCUGCCACCCCCCUCCGUCUCUGAACCACCAGCAGGCCGUGUUCACCUCGCUGCUCUCCUCCCAGGUGGCCCCGCUCGCACGCAGUCUGCACCGCAUCCAGUGCAACAUGAGGACCCACUUCCCUGACCUGAGGCUCAUCCAGUACGACUGCGGUAAACUGCAGACGCUCCACACCCUGCUGCGUCGGCUGAAGGAGGGCCAACAUCGUGUUCUCAUCUUCACCCAGAUGACCCGCAUGCUGGACGUGCUGGAGCAGUUCCUCAACUACCACGGACACAUCUACCUCCGCCUGGACGGCAGCACCCGCGUCGAGCAGAGACAAUCCCUGAUGGAUCGCUUCAACGCCGACCGCCGCAUCUUCUGCUUCAUCCUGUCCACGCGCAGCGGCGGCGUGGGGGUGAACCUGACGGGCGCCGACACGGUGGUGUUCUACGACAGUGACUGGAACCCUACCAUGGACGCCCAGGCCCAGGACCGCUGCCACCGCAUCGGACAGACCCGCGACGUCCACAUCUACAGGCUGAUCAGUGAGCGCACGGUGGAGGAGAACAUCCUGAAGAAGGCCAACCAGAAAAGAAUGCUGGGAGACAUGGCCAUAGAAGGAGGCAACUUCACCACCGCUUUCUUCAAACAGCAAACCAUCAGGGAGCUGUUUGACGUGAAUGAGGGGGAGAAGAAGGAGGUGACCCCAGAGCCGUCUGUGCCCCAGCCAGAGGAGGAAGAGACGGGCAACAAACAGAGCACCACCAUCCUGGAGCAGGCCCUUUGUCGUGCUGAGGACGAGGAGGACAUCGUCGCUGCCUCCCAAGCCAAAGCAGAGCAGGUAGCUGAACUGGCAGAGUUCAACGAGGCCAUCCCAUUGGACGAGGCUGGCGAAGGGAGGGACCCGGAAGAGGAGGAGCUCUCCAAGGCCGAGCAGGAGAUAGCGGCUCUUGUGGAGCAGCUCACUCCUAUAGAGCGCUACGCUAUGAAUUUCCUGGAGGCUUCACUGGAGGACGUGUGCAAGGAGGAGUUAAAGCAAGCAGAGGAGCAGGUGGAGGCUGCCAGGAAGGGGCUGGACCAGGCCAAGGAGGAGGGCCUGAAGAUGCAUGCAGGCUCCUCGGACAACGACGAUGAGGACUUCGCAUCACAGCCAGCGGAGGAGCCCUCGCCGCCCGGGUCGGGCCGUCGCCCACGCAAACACAAAGAGAAAGGCGCCCCCUCCACCAGAAUCAGCGGUAGGCUCCGAGGAGCCACGGCCUCCCCACCGCCCACUUCCCCAGAGCCAGAGUCCGAUUCCCCCACCCCCAGAGAAGUGCCUGAAAGGCUCCGCUCAGCUCUGAGAGGACGAGGGGGGACCAAAGACACUACCACCACACCGUCCCGCACAGAGCACUUCAGGGCCCACAUCUCCUCAUCAAAGGAAUCUGCCAAACCUGCAUCCACAACCCCGGCCUCUCCUUCUAGAGACUCUAGCCUCAAAUCCGGGUCGGCAGCGCCACCUCUCGGAUCCCAGUCCCAUUCCAGCUCAGUGCCUUCCACUGCCACUAGUCCUCUAGCUGGGAAAUCACUGACACUAUCAGGGGACUCACACACCUGGUCACCCAGCAGGGAGAGGGCAGUGUGUAUCACCUCAGAGUCCACGUGUCCGGUGGACCACCAGUCAUACUCUGCCCAGGCCAGGGACUAUGACAUUAGGGACCAGGAGUCCCUGUCUCCCAACUCCGUGUGCCCUCUCUCCCGGUCGCCACGCAAGCGGCAGUCGGCUGACGGGGAGGUCCUGCUAGGCCUUCCGGAACAUUCCCCGUCGGCCAAGGUCCUGCGGAAGCUCCCUGGUCGCCUGGUGACGGUGGUGGAGGACAAGGAGCCCAGAAAGAGGAGGAGGAGAGGCAGCGGGACAGGAGGAGGCUCAUCAGAGGAGACGGAGAACGCUGAGUCGGGCCGAGUCUCAGACGAGCCAAGCAGAGACUCCCAAACCCCUGACAAAACCAGCCAGACACCCGAAGAGAAAGGGACUGCUUCAAAAUACUCAACGACCACCAAACUCACAGAGGACCAAGAAUCCCCCUCAACACACACCUAUCCGGCCAGAAGCUACCUCCCUUACUCCCCGCCCCACCAAUCCCCUGACAUGCCGGUGCUGAGGAACCUGCCGGUGCGGCAGCGGCUGGAGAGCGAGUCUCGCGUGGCGGCGCAGUUAGGAGAGCUGGGCCGAGGGAGGGGAGGGAACUACCACAGGAAAAUGGACAAUCAGCCAGGAAAAGACGGCAAUGUGUCCUCACCCGCUAAUAAUGCUAACUCGACCCCACCAGUGAAACGAAAGAGGGGCCGACCCCCCAAAACUCCCCUUAGGUUGGCGGUAUCCCAGCCAGAGCAUGUAUCUCCUCCCCAGCCCACCUCAGCAAGUGAGGUGAGCCCCGCUCUCUCCCCAAAACGCAAGCGGGGUCGUCCCCGCAAGGACUCGACAACUGUAAAGAAUGCUGUGGGUGCAGGACAUAACUCAACCUCCAGCACCACCAGCCAACCUGGUUCCAUGUCUGAGGCUGUUAACACAGAACCACUACUCCCAUCUGCCCCCACUGAGCCUCAAACUGUGGCCGCCUCUGCUAUCUGCACCAGCCAAGACUCUCUGUCUACCAAAGCUGAGGACUCUACCGCAACAUUAAAACCAAACACUAAGACUGAGGUCCUUACCACAACCCCAACUGCUAUCCUGGCACUAAGCCCAGCUCAAAUCCUUAACACAACCGCUAUUCCUGCGCCAAGCCGAACUCGAGUUCCCAUCUCAAGUCCAAUCUCUGUCUCCACCUCAAGCUCAGCAACCAUCUCCACCCCGGUUCCAAUUUUAGUCCCUGCCUUAAGCUCAAUCUCUGUUCCUGCUUCAAGCUCAUCCACAGUUUCCAUCCUAAGCUUACCCACAGUAUCCACAUCGAGGCCGCCCUUUAGCCCUACCUCAAGGUCAACCUCUGGCCUCAUUCGAAUUCCAACUGCAGUCCUCACCUCAACCCUUGCCCAAUUCCUUACCUCAAGACCUAGAGUCUCCACUUCUCCACCAAUCUCCACAACUACCACACAAAUCGUCACCCCUACCCCCAACAAGAUCUCCACUCCUCCCCUUGCCCAAAUCACUAUCCCUACACCAGCUCAAAUCUCCAAAAUGGCCACAUCAGUCUCUACUCCAACCAUCACCCCCACUCCAGCCCCUACACCAACACUCACAAAUGUCAAACAAACCCCUACUCAGUGCCCUACCACAAUUGUUGCAACCCAUGUACCAACACUUAGAAAACUCACCACAACCUCAAUCGCAAAUCUGACCACCAUUUCCACACCAGGCCCAAGUAUAAUCGUCACCACCGUCACACAAGCCCGAACCGCCGCCAUCACUGCAACAACCUCCAUACCAACUUCUACCAAAAUCACCAUCGCAACCCCCACACCAGCCCCUACACCAACCACCACACUAACCGCUACACCGCCCCCACCCAGAACUGUCACCACUCCUACACCGCCCCCACUCAGAACUGUCACCACCGCUACACCGCCCCCACCCACAACUGUCACCACCGCUACACCGCCCUCAUCCACAACUGUCACCACCGCUACACCGCCCCCACCCACAACUGUCACCACCGCUACACCGCCCCCAUCCACAACUGUCACCACCGCUACACCGCCCACACCCACAACUGUCACCACCGCUACACCGCCCACACCCACAACUGUCACCACCGCUACACCGCCCACACCCACAACUGUCACCACCGCUACACCGCCCACACCCACAACUGUCACCACCGCUACACCGCCCACAACUGUCACCACCGCUACACCGCCCACAACUGUCACCACCGCUACACCGCCCACAACUGUCACCACCGCUACACCGCCCACAACUGUCACCACCGCUACACCGCCCACAACUGUCACCACCGCUACACCGCCCACAACUGUCACCACCGCUACACCGCCCACAACUGUCACCACCAUCACAUCAACUCCUACCCCAACCCUCACCCGUUCCCAAGUACACAACUCCACUACCAACAAAAUCGUCACCCAGAUAUCCACCCCAGCCCCCACUCCAAGUUCAACAUUAGUCCUGCCCCUGGCCCAAAUUCCUAUUACAUCUACCCUCUCCAGCAACUCUACUGCUGUGGCUGCCACAGAGAACCAGGCUGUGGAGACUGCCCAGAAUCCAGAUUCAGAGAACAUAAUAGACAUGGAGGUGGAGACCCAGGCAGUUAAAGUCGACAAAAAGGAGGAGGAUGGAGAAGAGGAGAUUAGUGACUCUCAACCGAAAAAGAGGAAAGUGGAGAAUUCUCCUGAAGCCAAAGACACUGUCCUUUCCACUCCCUCUCUCACUGACCCAGAGACUCCAGUGGCUCCUCGGCCAGAGGAAACAGAUAAGAAGUUAGAGGAGAGCGCCGGAGAUGACAAAGCCGCCAGCAAGAAGAGGCCUCUCAGUCGCCAGAGCAGUCAGGAGUCGGUGCGCUCCUCUUCUCCUUCCUCGGUGUGCUCAACAUCCAAUCCCACCCAGUCAGCCCAAUACAAGAAGAGUGCAGAGAAGAGAGCACCUGCCAAGAGGAGGCGAGGAGAGGUUCUGUCUGACCCAGAGAAGGGAGAGUUUAAGACUGAGAAAGAGUCCAACAACGCCACUCGGAGGAGGCAGUCCAGGUCCUCUUCUUCAGACUCGGACCCCUGUGAAACCAGGAAAGAGCGCCUCACCCGCUCGUCCCAGAGCUGGCAGGAGAAAGAGGGGGAUGGAGAGGGCAACAGGCGGAGAAGAAGACCCGCCAGGAGCUCUGAAUGGGAGGGCAGGACUGUGUCCAACAACACCGGUACUGGGGAGUCUGGCAGCGAGACAUCCUCUGUGAGAGUCACCCGGAAAUCCUCUGGUCCUCUGCCCAACUCGGAGAGUAAACCCCAGUCGAACAGUGUGCCCUCUACCCCUCCCCAGCCAGAGGUCCUGGGAAAGAGAUGUUCAGCCCUGAACGCUGCAGCCAAACUCCUUGCCAUGCGAGGCAGGGUCGACACCCCUGGCAGCAGGAAAGACCCUGCGGCUAAGGCUGCUGGGCAGAAUGCCAUUUCUCCCGCUUCUUCUGACAAGAACCACAAAUCCAAAUCUAAAAGUGCACCAGCCACUCCGCAAACAAACUGCAACAACAAAGCAGGAAUCAGCAAGAUGACCCCCACCAAGUCGAGCCGCACCGCCGCCCGCUCCACCCGCCAGUGCCCUGGCGCCCUCGUCCCGCCCCUGGAGACAGACAACAAGAGAGGGAGCAAGAAGGAGGAGAGUGAAAAAGAAAAAAAGAAGCCCUCGGAGGAGAAGGAAGAGGGGGGCGAGAGGGAGACUCGCUCAUCCAGGGGCCACAGCGCCUGCAGCAGUGUGAGCAGCGAUGGUGGAGGGAGUAGCCGGAGCAGCAGCAACAGCAGCCAGCGCACCCACAGCCUCAGCUCCCAGAGCACCGGGCCCAGGCUCAACAGCUCGCGAGCACCAUCAUCCAGCAGCGAACGUGAACGCAGCACCGAGAGGGGCAGGAGGCGCAGCCACAGGAAGGAAGGAGAAGGCUGGGGGAGGGAGACCCGGAAGGAAAGAAAGGAGAGGCACGCCCAGAAGCGGGAGAGGCUCUCACAGGAAGGGAACGCUGGCUCGGGAGAGGGCACCCCGGAUAGGGUGCUGCGCAGCGUGGCGGCUAUGGCAGCAGCUCAGGCCCGCACACCGGCAGCCAACACCCGCUCCUCCCGGUCUUCCUCUGCCCAACACAACAAGACAUGAUGGAAUAACAAUAUAUAUUUUUUAAACUGAGAGAGGGAGUGAGGGAUUCUGACUGGGAAAUGGCCUCUAAAGUUGCUGCUUUGUCUACACUGAUGGAGGCCAGAGCAGAACUAUGUGUUGUGCAGGUCAGUGACCUCCCUCCCUCUUGGGCCCUCUCCCCCACCCCACAUUAGAGCUGGUCUCCUCCAGUUCCGCCAUCAUCAACUGGGGAAAGGCUUAGAGAUGCCCGACUGUUUGCAGAGAGAAAGGUGCCACCAUGGUAGAGCCCUUCCAGAAGUGAGGUGUUGUAGUCCUGAAGGUGUCACUUCAUACGGACAGUGGCUUGAGUGCACACCGGGGACUUUGGGACGAGGUGGGUGCGAGUGAGUUAUUUGUUAGUUCACACUAUGUACUGUAAAACAUUUAAAAAGACUGGAAUACUAAGAGAUGUAUGUGUUCGAGAGAGGAUUAGAUUACGCCCAAUAUGCAGAUUUUAUCCUCUGCCAGGGUUAUCGGUGGGAAUCAUUCAUGCGACAUUCAAAAUAAUAUUUUGAGUGACAGUUGUUUUAGACUUUUUGGGUUCUGGACAUUUUGUCAGCUGUUCUGACCUCUGUUGAUAAGUUAUGGAUAUUUUAUGGUUUCUUCCAGGAAGAGAGCAGAUCUGUAAAUGUGAUCUUUACUGCACUAUGCUGGAGUUACUCUUUGCUUGGGCCUCUCUGUAUCUUGUCAUUUUCUGUCCAUCUGAUUUUUUUAAAUCCAGCCUGCAUUUUUCCUUUGCAUCUGACAUGUCCUCAGCAUUUGAGUGCAUUGUGGUGUAGUAUUUUACAUCAAUUUCAAUCAAAUUACUACUACGUUCCUGGUACCUCACACAAUAUAACUCCAAAUAUGGCUGUCUCUCUCAAGCUUGAUAUGCAUCUCGAAGAUGCAAAUUAUUUUACUCACUGGCAAUGCAGAAAGAAACGGGAGCAGAACCUUGAUGUAACUCCUCACCUUUCCAAAGUCAGACAUUAUGGUCAACAUUUCAUGUAGUUUAUACUAAAAGGGUGUUGAAUCAGUGUGAAUAAAAAAAACAUUAGUGCCGAGUGGGUGAACGGAGAUCCCAGUUUGCUUUGUAAAGUACUUAAUGUUGGAGUGUGGAACUGAGUUGUCAUUUGCCACAAAAAAAGAUAUGCUUUCUGUAAAUCACGAGAAAAGCUCCCUAUGCACCAGUGCUACCAAAUUCUUUAUUUUUUUACAUCUGAAUUUCUAUCAUUUCAUUGCUCCUCUUUCAUGUAAGGACUUAAAAUGGUGCAGAUGGCUCUGUAAAUUGUUAAUUAACUUUGAGGACUUGCAUUUGUCAAAGCAGUUUUUGGGCAGGGUGAUGUUUGAGUGAAUGGGUGGAAUAUGGUGAUGGUCUUAUCUUGAUUUGUCCCUUUAAUUUGUUACAUUCCUUUGUUCCCUUGUAAUUCCACAUUGUUUUACUUGAAAGACAAAAUGACAGUUGAAUAAAAGACCAAAAAUGUA
Molecule: messenger RNA, 15035 nt
Organism: Oncorhynchus masou masou (cherry salmon)
Lineage: Eukaryota; Metazoa; Chordata; Actinopteri; Salmoniformes; Salmonidae
Gene: srcap
Product: Snf2-related CREBBP activator protein
Biological process (GO): chromatin remodeling
Cellular component (GO): Swr1 complex
Molecular function (GO): ATP binding; ATP-dependent chromatin remodeler activity; histone binding
Source: RefSeq, a predicted model, not a curated record